CGCUGCUCCCCCACAGCGCUAAAAAGCCAACGCAUUGUAACAAAUAUAAAAACACACAAUUCUAACGAGUCGAGAGCCGUAUCUUUGUAUCUGCUAGAUACAAGCGCGCAGUGUGCUAAGACAAACUAAACUAAAACGCACUACAAGUGCCCAACAAAAAAAAAAAGAAAUGUUUUGCAAAAUUCUUUAGAAAAAACCAAUUCAAAAAACAACUGGCCAUAUAAAUGGCAGACAAACGUGUGUGUGCCUAAGAUCAAGAUACUUUACUUCAAACGCAAACCAAUUAAGCUAUAUAUUUGCUAUAUAGUAUAAAAAAUUAUAAAUAAAACAAAAACACUUGUGUUAACACAAAGCAUUCCAAUGUUGUCCUGUUUGGCGCCAUCGUCUUCACGUUUUGGCCAAGAGGAUAACAUACAGCAGAGCAUGCCAUCGUCCACAGCCUUCUCCAUGCAGUUUCCCGCUUUGGCCUCCAGUUUGCAUCAUCAUGCCGCAGCACACAGCAAGAGCAGCAAUGAUGCUGCCGCCGAGCAGCAUCAGCAGCACCAGCAGCAGCAACAUGCGCUGGCCACAGCCGCCGACGAGUUUCUGGUCAAGUGCACACAAUGCCACAAGCGCUUCAAUGAGUUUCAGUCGCUUAGUGAACAUAUUGCCAGCGAGCAUCCGCAUGAUAAGCUGAACUUUGAGCAGCGCUUGGCGCGCGCAGUUCACGUUGAGAGCGAGGCGGAGGACGAGGACGAGCGCAGCAAUUUGAGCAGCAGCAGUCGCCGCUACGCCAAAUCGCCCAGCAGCAGCAGCAACAACAACAACAACAACAGCAGCAACAUUGACAAUAACAACAGCGAUGCGAUCAAGAAUCAAAACGGCAACAGCAACAGUCAACACUCGCCGCUCUGCUCGCCCAUGGCGCAAGCAUCGAGCGACUUCCUGGCGCAGCUGCCACACGCGCGUGCUCCACAGCUGCCGCCGCAUUUGCAUGCGCAGCUGAUGGCCGCCGCCGCCUUGGCCAUGCAACAGCCCACGCAAGCGCAGUCGCUUGCCACACAGCCCGGCAGCAACAGCAGCAUUGGCAGCAACUCUGCCUACGAACUGGACCUGAGCGCUCCACGCUCCACCUCCAGCCCCGGCUCCAAUGCGGGCGAGCUCAGCGCCGGCGGCUUCCCCUGCAUGCAAUGCACCGCCGCCUUCCCCAGCCGCGAGCAGCUCGAGCAGCAUCAGCUGCUGCACUCGCCCAACGGCCAGCAGACCACACACAAUGUGACGCAGACAUGUAAAAUUUGCCACAAGGCCUUUGCCAAUGUUUAUCGCCUGCAGCGUCACAUGAUCAGCCAUGAUGAGUCCGCACUGCUGCGCAAAUUCAAAUGCAAUCAAUGCGACAAGGCGUUCAAGUUCAAGCAUCACCUGAAGGAGCACGUGCGCAUCCAUUCCGGCGAGAAGCCCUUCGGCUGCGACAACUGCGGCAAGCGCUUCUCGCACUCCGGCAGCUUCAGCUCCCACAUGACUUCGAAGAAGUGCAUCAGCAUGGGCCUGAAGCUCAACAGCAGUCGCCAAAUGCUCAAGACGCUGGACAAGAAUGCGAGUGCCGCACGCUCGCCCACGCAGCAGCAACAGCAGCAGCAGCAGCAACGUGUCUGCAAGCUGCCCGAGCAGGUGGCGCCACAGCCGCCGCCGCCGCAGCAUGCAAUGAAUUAUUUCGCUGGCGAUGCAAAUGCAGCGGCGGCAGCAGCAGCGGCUAAUGCAGCCACGCCCUUUUAUCCCAACUAUACGGCCAUGAAUGCAGCGCUGCUGGCCUUUCCCUUUAUGGAUCCACGCAUGCAUUCCUACAGCUUCCAGCGACUGCUGGAGCUGACAGUGGGACAGCAGCAGCAGCAGCACCAACAGCAGCAACAGCAUGAGCUGCAGCUGCCGCACAAGCAGGAGCUGGAGCGCGCAGAAACACCAAAGCUGGUUAUGGACUUGGAGCCGUCGCAGCCAAAGGCGCCAGCCACGCCUGAAGCGCAAGCCACAACUGAACUUGAAGCCAGCAUUAAGCAAGAGCACAGUCGCGAGCCUACACCUGCGCCCGAGUCACCCAAGUGCAUCAAGCAAGAGGCAGAGCAGCAGCAGCAGCAGGACGAACACGAAGCCGAGCCAGAGCUGGAGCCAACGCCUGCUGCUGACCAAGAAGCCUUUGAGUCGGAGCUGCGCUGCAGUCGCUGCGCCAAGACAUUCAAUCAUCAAACCGAGCUGGUGCAGCACGAGAAAGUGCUCUGUGGUCUGAUCAAAGAGGAGCUGGAGCAGCAGUACCAGCAACAGCAGCAACAACAACAACACUCCAGCUUUGCCAGCGAGCUAGAUGAUGAUGAGGAGGAGCUGGAGGAGCCGCGUCAGGAUUACAACACGGGCAGCGACAGUGGCGAGCGCAAAGUGCGCGUGCGCACCGCCAUUAACGAGGAGCAGCAGCAGCAGCUGAAGCAGCACUAUGCACACAAUCCGCGUCCCAGUCGCGAUGAGUUUCGUUUGAUUGCCGCGCGCCUGCAGCUGGACGCGCGUGUGGUGCAGGUUUGGUUCCAAAACAAUCGCUCGCGUGAGCGUAAAAUGCAAAGCUUUGCAGGCAGUGCCGACUCAGCGACGCCACGCAAUGCUGGCGAUGAUCAGCCGCUGGAUUUGUCAGUCAAGCGCGAUGCUUCGCCCGUUUAUGGGCUGGCGCCACAGCAGGCGGCAGCAGCGCCCGUUGUGGAGCUGCCACAUGAAAUGGCCAUCAACUUGAGUCGCAAGCUCUGCAGCUCGGCGUCCAUGUCGCCAGCAUCGCUCUCACCCUGCUCGGCCAGCGCGGCCAGCAAUGUCACCUUGCAGCAAAAUGCGGCAGCAGCAGCUGCCGCUGCGCUCUACUUUGCGCCCAACUCGCCGCCCAGUUUGCAUGAUGCUGCGCCACGCCCACAGCUGUUUCCACACCUGGGCAACUACAUGAUGCCCAAUCUGCCCAUGGAGGCGCUCAUGCCGCUGCCCAAUCCGCUCAUGAACAGUAUUAAGCUGCCCGACUUUCGUGGCAACAGUCUGAGUCCCGCCGGCUCGGAGAAGCGCUCCUGGCGCGACGAUGACCUGCGCAUCUCGCAUGAGGAUGAUUACAUGCUAGCUGCUGCCGCCGCCGCGGGUGGAUUGCUGCCGCCCAAGCCGAAGCGCGUCAAGGCCGAAACGCAUGGACAUGCUGGCGAUCCCGAUCUGCCCUUCGUAUGCGAUCAAUGCGACAAGGCGUUCGCCAAGCAGAGCUCGCUGGCGCGUCACAAAUACGAGCAUUCCGGUCAACGUCCGUAUCAGUGCAUGGACUGCCCCAAGGCCUUCAAGCACAAGCAUCACCUGACGGAGCACAAGCGUCUGCAUUCGGGCGAGAAGCCAUUUCAGUGCUCCAAGUGCCUGAAGCGCUUCUCCCACUCGGGCAGCUACAGUCAGCACAUGAACCACCGUUACUCGUACUGCAAGCCCUACAGGGAAUAGGUAAGCGACACCUCAGUGCCGCCCACCUGCAUCACAGCCAACAAUGCCACGCCCACAACGCGUGCGCGGCGUGGCGCCAACACAGCCAGAAGCAACAACAAUCAGCAACACAACAACAGCAACAACAACAACAACAAUGGAGCGAGCAGCUAUCAACAACAAUUGGCCAACAUGCGCUUCCAGCCGCGUCUGCCUUGGCCCAGCGCUGGCGUCAUGCUACCACCACCGCCACACAGCCAACGUAGCAACAUUUUGCCACCACCACCAGCUCUAUAUGUGCCAGCAAAUGGAGCACCGUCUUGGCCACUGCAUCAUCAUCAUCAUGCGGGAUUGUUGGCGCCGCCGCCGCCGCAUGCGCUGCACAGCGAACGCUUCACUACGCCGCCCACUGCUGUGCCGUCCGCCCAGGGCGGGCACGCCUUCGAUUACUUCAAUGCCAAAAUGCUGCAGCUGAAUGCGCGCCAGUUAACAUAGGUCCAACUAACUAACUAAACAGUGCACUUAAUUGCUGUACUUAAAUGCAAGAGCAACAAAUUGCCAAUUGUCGAACUAAAAAAUCUCAAAUUUGUGCAGGAACACAAAAACAAAAACAAGUUAACAAAGAGAUAUGGAGAGAGCGUUAGCCUGUUAUCCACACACACACACUCACACACAAUCUUUUUGUUUAGAAAGCAGUUGAAAUAUUUUUU
This is a messenger RNA of Drosophila busckii, 4160 nucleotides long. RefSeq names its product zinc finger protein 1 (gene zfh1). The transcript is spliced from 5 exons. Lineage: Eukaryota; Metazoa; Arthropoda; Insecta; Diptera; Drosophilidae. Gene Ontology annotation, molecular function: RNA polymerase II cis-regulatory region sequence-specific DNA binding; DNA-binding transcription factor activity, RNA polymerase II-specific. Gene Ontology annotation, biological process: regulation of transcription by RNA polymerase II; anatomical structure development. The coding region runs from base 361 to 3471 and encodes 1036 amino acids. The record is from RefSeq and is a predicted model, not a curated record.